Funneliformis mosseae is the source of this 384-nucleotide messenger RNA. NCBI's taxonomy places the organism in Eukaryota, Fungi, Glomeromycota, Glomeromycetes, Glomerales, Glomeraceae. The record is from the annotation of a GenBank genome assembly.
GAUCUUCUCAAAAAUUUUCGGAAUUGUGUGGAUUCAAUAUGUAGAUUGUUUUGGCUUGGAAUCGGGAAUGUAAAAUUAGUAUCUAAAUACUACGUAUUAGCAUACGUGGUACACAAACAUGAAGGCGAACUAUUUAGGGUGAACCUAAGAGCUCCUAGAACAUUUGUUGCUGAAAGUAUGUUGAAAGUAAAUUAUUCUUUCAAUUAUUCGUCAUUUCCUAAUGUUACCGAUAUUAUUAACCUUCUUUUUACUGUCAAAUCAGUUUUUGAAUCUAACAAGGAAAUUCUUUAUGAAUAUAAUGUAUCAUGUAUGGAAACGGACAAAAAUAUCACACCAGUUUACAAAUGGCUUGCUUCGAAUGAGAAUACAGUUAUCCCAAACUAG